GCUCAUGCUUGACACCGACUCAAGCGGUAUGGAUUUUGAGUAGUAAACGGAGUUCUGAAACAAAUGAAAACAGUUAUCUAACGGACGAUGUGGUAGCAUCUGACUAACAUGAAAUUUACACGUUACUUACCAAGAUAACUAAUGGUGAUGGACGAUCCUGGCGUUUGUUGUUUCACCCUUCAAGCUUUGCGCACAGGAUGACUAGUUUUGCCAUUGAGAAAUCGUGCGAUUUUAGUGCGCGUUUUCAGCUGAUAACCUUUAAUCCGUAUGUUUUUUUCCAUCCCUUGUAAUUAUUCGAAAUAAAAUACUGGAAAUUUUCUUUUAACUUUUAAUGUCUAGCGCAUAUCGUCACCGUGUUUCGUUGCUAUUCGUUUGCUUUUAGAAGUUCAGAAUAUGAAAAAGGGUUGUCCACUGCCCGUCAGCACCUUUAGAUUUGACAACGAGGCCGCCAUUAAAGAUGCAGAGGUCUGUCUAUCCCAUAAAGUCGCUCUUUUAUAGAGAAUUUCAGUUUAUGUUGUGAUGCUAUACACUCAGUUUGUGUCAUUCGUCACUAUAUGUCGUUCGAUUUAUGGACCGAGUCUUACAUCUUAAAAAAUAUAACCUCAUUCUUUCUGUUUUUGCAGGAGGGCAUAUACGUUUCGAAACUUGUCGGAGAUGGCAAAUUGAUUGGCAGCUUCGAUAACGUAAAUUCUGUCUUCAAUCUCCUUCAAAACACUGUCGCGCGUUUCCGUAAGUUUAUUCGUGUGACCGUUCGUUGUCUUAGCCGAGUGGAUCUUCUCAAGUCUCAACACGCUGCCUUCAUAUUAAGUAAAUCAGUUCAUUUCUAAGCAGGCCGACCAUUUAGUACUAUGAAAAUAUUUUUGAGUUCAGUCUUGACCAAUUUGAGUGAUUAAUACGAAAUCACCGUUACAGGAGCCUAUGCAGUAUCAGUUACUAAAACGAAACAGUUUUGACCUUUGAUUAGAUAGAAACUGAUAACAUAGAAUUCAUAGGAAAUGCUAUUUAUGGACGAAAUUCCUUUUUGCUUUGGCAAAAAUGCAGCAGGCAUGGAUAUGUAUCAUGUCAUCCUUCUCGGUAGGGUUAGUCCAUUUUAACAAAUCACUGGCUUCAAAGUCAGAAGGCCAUAUGUCCCCUUCGUUGCUUUAUCUCCAGACGGCCUUCUUUACUUUUCACCGCAGUUUUAUUUGCUUUUCUUCGGUCUAUUUUAGCCGAUCGGCCCUUUCUCGGUCGACGGUCGUCUCCGAACGGACCUUAUGAGUGGGUAAACUACAAACAGGUCUGUCUUCUCUAUUUCUUGUCCGUUUAAAUUUAAUUCAAGUUGUAAUUGAUUUGACUUUCUAGGCUUAAUUAUACAGAGCACUAUUGCUGUCACUUGUGAUAGUUAUUUAACGACUCGACCACUGAGAUGCCCUAAGCUAAAUAUUUUUUUGGAUACCUUGGUACUUUUGUUAUUAUUAAUUACGGCCAUCACAAUUACAUGCUGCGCACACCACUUUCUUCCAGAACAUAUACCCAUGCCUGGCACUUAGCCAACAGUGUUUUAUCUUCAAAAUCCCAGUUACGUUUGAUAAAAUUCAGCUUAUUGCAAAUUUGUAUUCGUCCAUUUUGGUUAUUCGGCCGCUCGAUUCAUGUCAUUAAUGCAAUCUAAAUGUUCCCUUUCCCAAGGCAUACGAAACCAUUCUUCUCUGCGGCUCUGGAUUACUACAAUUAAAGUCUGUGGCUUCUAACUCUUCGAACUGUGUCGGUCUUUACGCGACAAACUGUCCGGAGGUAAUUGUCUACUAUUUUGCCACUGUAGUUGUGCGUAUUGUGCACUCAGGCUUUUUUUUCAGGUUUGGCCAAAUAUAAAUUAAAGUAGGUUUUAUUUCUUCCUCUGGCUAGUGCAUCAUAGAUCUCCCCUUAAAACCAGCACUUGCUAUUACGAAUGGUCGUAGCUUUUAGUGGACGGCCACGGCAUACUCCCCUCAGUUUUCAGCCAAACGGUUUAUUAGUUUUUUUUGGUGGGCAAUUUACUUUUUCUGCCCUCACUCACUACUCUCGCGGCACUGUAUGGACAUAGGCAAAAAGGGGGUUUAUGAGUUUAAUUAAUGCAAAGACUGGCUUAUAAUUAAACUGCGAUGACUUUCUGCGCAUGAGAUAUUGUUGCCGCAGCAAUGCUAAGAAGUUGUCCAAGGCAAAAAUCUGAAGUCUGACGUCCCUUGGUUCAUGUUUUGACAUUUGCAAAAUGCUGUUAUCAACUUACGUAUGCGAACACACUAUCUUUUGGUAACAUCAAAUUUUCUCAUUUUAGUGGUUGAUCUCGGAGUUAGGUUGUUGGGCUUACGGUCUUGUAGCUGUCCCCCUCUACGACACCCUCGGAAGCGAUGCCAUAAAACACAUCUGCAACCAGAGUGAGCAACCAUACACUCCUUCUUGAUUGUUCUUAUUGUAUAUGUUCUAAUCUCCGUUCUGCGUUGGUCUCUGCUGUGUCAAGUGUUUUUUUUUUUAAAUUUGACAUCAUUUCGAACACUAGACUGCCUGUCUUAUGGAAGCUUCUUAACAAUGAGAUAGCUAGACGGCUACUGCCCAAUAUGUCUCUCCUAACUUCUUUGUUCUUUAACUUUUCACUGUAGCUGAGCUUACUGUGGUUGUGUGCGACACGCCAAAAAGGGCCCGCUGUCUAAUCUCCAGCAAGUCUAGUCUACCGCAUCUGCAGACAAUCGUGAUUAUUUCCCCUGAUGGGGAUCAGGACAACCUCCGAAAGGAAGCGGAAGGCCAAAUUGAAAUUAUUCUCUUUGAGGAACUUUUGGUACGUAAGCUGUGA
This is a messenger RNA of Spirometra erinaceieuropaei, 2803 nucleotides long. NCBI's taxonomy places the organism in Eukaryota, Metazoa, Platyhelminthes, Cestoda, Diphyllobothriidea, Diphyllobothriidae. The record is from the annotation of a GenBank genome assembly.